Owenia fusiformis is the source of this 1833-nucleotide messenger RNA. NCBI's taxonomy places the organism in Eukaryota, Metazoa, Annelida, Polychaeta, Sabellida, Oweniidae. The record is from the annotation of a GenBank genome assembly.
CGUGACUUCCUGAAGGGGCAGGGCAGUUUUAAAAAUAUUGUCGGAAUCAGUGGCAAAACAUCCAAUUAAGGCGUGACCUUCAAAAGGGAACAAUAAAGAAAUCAAAAUGGCAGAUGAAAGCGGAAUGCCCUCCACCUAUGAAACAAAAACAACUACUACAAGUAGCUCAUCUUCGGGACCACGCAUUAAUGUGAAUGUAGACUAUAUUAAAACUAUACCAGGAAUCCUCAAAAUUGUAGAAAUUGUGUUAAGUUUGAUCACAUUCAUAUGUGGAGUGAUUUGGCCGUGGUGGCAAGCCCAGGGUGGAGCCUGGAAUGGUUUCGUUUCCAUGACAUCAUUCAUUUGUUGUAUCGUCUGGUUGCUCCUACACGUCAGCAGUUUGAUCAGCCAGUUACCAGGACCAUGGAUGCUCAUCGAGUUCAUCUACUAUUGCGUGUUCACUCUGUUUUUCCUCAUCUGUGGUAUUGUGGCUGCAGUCCGGGGCCAUUGGCACUCAUCCAUUGGGGCUACUGCAUUUUUCGCAUUUGCAACAACAGCAGUUUACGCAGUUGACACAUUUUUCCAAUUCCGUAACUGGAGAGCAAAUGGAGGAUUGACCACAUCAUCAGGGGGUGGUACCUCUACAGGAACCACCACCGUUACAACAACCGAGACCACCCAACAAUACUAAACAAACCAGUGACAAAAAACAUCAAUGAAAUAUCACAAUGGUCAUUAUUAUUUCUAGUGUGAAAUCAAGUUCAAGUAAAGAGAAAUUACCCAGGGUUAAAGUUUAUAGGAAUUGAGUUCUGACUCAAUUUUGUAUGGAUUGUAAGAAACGUAGCGACUUUAUUCAAAUAUUAAAGAGAAAAUGUGUGAAAUAAUAUGACCAUAGGGUUGUUUUAAGAACGAUCAGUUAUAAGGUUUCAUCAUAUCUAUCAUAUUUAUACAUGGGAUGUUAUAAUUAUUAUUUAAAGGAAUCCACAAGAUAUAGAAAUAUACAGAAUUUUAAGCACAUGUUUUUCCUGGGGGAAUGUUUUAAGCGAAUGUUUGUGCUGGGAAGAUAGUUUCCAAAUGCCUGUGGAAAUAACAUUUUAUAUCAUUUAAUCAUUUGGAUAGCUCUUGGCUCAACAUACCAUAUCAUGCUUUAAAAUGUGCCUUAUGUGUAUAACCUUAAGAGUUGUUGAUUUAUGAAGAAUAGGAAAUAAAUAAACCAGUCUAAAACUUAUGGUUGUGAUAUCACAAUUAAAGCGCUGAUUAUUAUCACUCAUAAAAGUGUUACACAAUUAUUGUAAGACCAACCAGGAAAAUCCUGCAUUUAUUACAGCAUCUAGCUGUCUAGAAAAGUGUGACAACAAUCCAGCCUGUAACACAUAGCUGUCUAGAAAAGUGUGACAACUUUCCAGCCUGUAACACCCAGCUGUCUAGAAAAGUGUGACAACUAUCCAGCCCGUAACAAAGUCAUGCAAGUCUUCAAAUGUUCAAUGGUCAUUUCAUUUGUAUCGUAUUCCGUAGGGAAUGAUUAAAACUGAGUUUAAACUGUGUUGAUUUUAUACACUUACAUGGAUAAUGUUGAAUGUUUGUUACCUUUUUAUUAUUCCAAACCUUGCCAUGACAUGUUAACAAAGGAGGAUAAGUGGAUCCCAUAGUUCAACUGUCGAUAGAUUCAUGUGCUAACAAAGGAAGAUUAGUAAAUCCCAUAGUUCACCACUACCAGGCAAGACCCUUAUGUGCUUUAAAAAUCAUACAUACCAGAGGGACCUUAUACAUGUAUAUGCAAUUAUACAUACCCCAAUCUUCUGUCAUUCAUCUUCGUUGGUCACUGACAGAUGGGCUUAUGGUUUUACUAUGUCC